Messenger RNA from Nylanderia fulva, 2957 nucleotides. It is a transcript of the gene Sec10, whose product is annotated as Exocyst complex component Sec10. Gene Ontology annotation, cellular component: cytoplasm; exocyst. Gene Ontology annotation, biological process: Golgi to plasma membrane transport; exocytosis. The record is from RefSeq and is a predicted model, not a curated record. NCBI's taxonomy places the organism in Eukaryota, Metazoa, Arthropoda, Insecta, Hymenoptera, Formicidae.
UAUAUAUGUACAUGGACUUUUUUGUGAUGUGUAGCUUGCCACGUGUUUGGUAAUUCCAGGCACUCCUGUAAAAUCAAUCGCUAAAAGUCACGUUGACAGCUGGUUGAUAUAUCCAUCUGGCGACUGAAUUUGUUACUAGAAAAUGACAGUUCUGUGUAUAUGUCAACGCAUCGGUGAUGUUGAUUGCAGAUAGAUCAGAUCUGUCAAAAUCCGCAAACUGCGAGAUGGAAUCGUUAAAUCCAAUGCACGUGUGUAAAUUUAUGACAGAGUAAAUAACAAACUUUUGUAAAUCCUCUGUGAUCUUCGAGAUUGAUCGUGACAUAACCUAUAAUUAUCAAUCCUCGGCUUCAAAAUGAUGCAACAAUAUAUGAAGGAAUUGGAGCAGGAUCCAUUUGACCCUGAAGAAUUUGUUGAACGUUUGGCUUGGAGGACUGUCAAUGAUAAUACGAAAGAUGGAGGAAAGACAUUCUUCGAUCCGGUUAUCGUUCAUGAGACCUUUUUGCAAGCGAUUAAGGACUUGCAGGUAUUGCAGGAACGUCAGCAAAAGAAGUGCGAUAAACUGGAGGUUGCAUUGAAGGAAGAGGAAGCUCGGCAUGCGGUUGAGAUAUUAGGAUUGCAAGAGAGAAAUAGACAUUCUAUCGAGUUGUUUCAUCAAUUAGACGAGAGAAUAAACCUCGUGGCUACUAAGGUCCUACACUUGGGAGAUCAGUUAGAAAGUGUCAAUACGCCAAGAGCAAGAGCAGUGGAGGCUCAAAAAUUGAUGAGACACUUUUCAGAAUUUUUAAGUCCGGGUCCAUUGACGGAUCCAAUUUUCACUGAUAAAUCUUCGUUGAAUGAAGCCGCAGAUGUGAUACAGAAACUUUAUCUCAUAGCUCAAGAAUUACCCUCUGAAAAGUUCGAACACGCUAAAAAAAAGAUCAAUGUUAAAUAUGACGAGAUAGAACGAAAUUUAAUUGAGGAGUUUGCGAGAGCGCAUAGUAGAGAAGAUGCACCACGUAUGAAGGAGUUGGCCAGUACUCUGGCUCAUUUCAAAGGUUAUUCUCAGUGUAUCGACGCGUUUAUAGAACAAAGUCAGAUGGGUUCCUUUGGUGGAAAAGAUGUCUUUCAAGAUGUUAUACCUAUGUGUACAAAAUAUCAAAAACUUAUGCAACAAGUAUUUUCUAAUCCUGAACAAGUAAUGGCCAAAUUUGUCUUGAACAUAUAUCAUCUGCGGCUUCAAAAGUACGCCGUGGCUAAAUUAGCUGACAAAAAUGACUCUGAAAAAUAUCUCCGAAACUUAUAUGAUUUAUAUACAAGAACAGUGAAGCUGUCCAAUGAUCUUAAAGUCUUCAAUAUGGGCACCGAUGAGACUUACCUUGCUAAACUUACCAGAAAUAUCUUCCAGAAAUAUUUGGAUACUUAUAUUACUAUUGAAACAAAAGCGUUUCGCGAAAAGUCAGCGGCGCUGCUUAUCGAAUAUUAUGAAUCUAAGAAUCAUCAGAAAAAACAAUUACAGACAGGCGGAUUUCAAGAAUUACGUAGAGACUUGCAAGCUGUAUUAGGUGCAAGGACGAAUAUAAAUAUUGCUCAAAUAGAGGACUAUGGAGGCGAGACGUUUCUUUCAGAAGAGUUAGCAAUUGCAAUAUUACAGAGAAGCAAACUCGCAUUUCAAAGAUGUCAAUUACUUUCGCAGCCUAAUGACAUUCCCGGAAAUGCACUCCAGAUCGUGGAGAUACUACUACAAUAUUUAAUAAGCGAGCAUUUAGACUAUGCACUGGAAUUAGGUUUACAAAGCGUUCCUAUACCAGAGAGCAGGACACAACCAGAGAUUUAUUUCUUUAAUGUGGUACAUCAGUGCAACGCGAUCGUUCGGCUCUUGGAAGAACAGUUCAACGACAGUGUAUUGCCUCUUGUCUUAUCGACACCCAAACACGCCGAGUGUUUGCUAAAGAAAAAAGCAAUUUUGGAGCAAAUUGAUGUCAAGUUGGACACUGGCUUAGACAGAAGCAUAAAUGCUAUUGUAGGCUGGGUAAAGAUAUAUCUGCAAAACGAACAGAAAAAAACAGAUUUUAAACCGGAAACUGAUGUGGAUACCGUGAAUACUCCCGCCUGUUUAGUAGUGGUUCAGUACGUGAGCGGAAUGAUACGUUUGAUCCGAAACACUUUGGACGGCAGGCACUUGGACACCGCUCUCAAGGAAUUAGGAAUCAGAUUCCACAAAGUCAUUUACGAUAAUUUGCAACAAUUUCAAUUUAAUUCUGCUGGCGCUAUGUGCGCGAUAUGCGACAUGAAUGAAUAUCGCAAGUGCAUUAAGGAACUUGAUGUUGAAUUUGUCACAAAUCUCUUUGAUACUCUACACGCCUUGUGUAAUUUGCUAUUGGUCAAGCCAGAAAAUCUGAAACAAGUUUGCACAGGAGACCAACUGAUGACACUUGAUCGCACCGUUCUACUUAACUUUAUUCAAUUAAGAACUGAUUACAAGACGCAAAAGUUAGCCAAUUGUUUAAAAGGCCUGGCAACAUGAUGACAUAGUCUACUUACAUAAGAAAAAAAUACUUUACUUUCAGCCUAAUACUUUCUAUAAUGAUUGAUAUAUAUAUAGUUGCUACCAAAUAUAUAAAAGCAAUCACUGAAAAUUAUAUAAUUAUAUUUAUAUCUGUUCAAAUACUUUUCGAGGAUUUUCGCCAUGAGGCUCGUUCACAUUAUCAUGUACAUGCAAAAGGGCGUUCACAGAAAAUAAUCCACUCUCUUCAAAUAGAUACGUUCUAUUUACUUUUUUAACAAAUCACAAAUAAAUGAAUGUCGAUUAAAAAUAUGCAAUAAUAAAUAAAAAUUUGUGUAAGAAUCUUUAUCAUCUUAAAAUUUCUGCAAGAUGCUUUUAUCAAGCAUUUCAUAAUUUUUGAUAGUAUCGUCAUGUACAUUUAAGCACACAAAGUCCUGUAAUAUAUAUAAAAAUAAAUAAUUUUGAAGACAAAGAA